GAGCUAUGACCACUUCCUGUGGGAGAAUGAAGAGUCUCUCUCCUCUCAUUUCAGCCUAAACUCUAAACAGAAGGGAUCUCUCUGCCACUCCCAUGUAAUGAUAUUUUUCAGAGAUGCUGCUGUUAAUAAAGCUACCUACCAGUGACUGAAUGUACCUUGAAAUCUAUUCACAUGCCCCAUAGUCUUCUGCUGCAUUUCCUUCCUUAAAGUAAAUUAAACAUGUCGAAAGAGAAUCAGAAUUAUUCAAGUUUUUCACCUGAAAAGUCAGAUAGUUUACCACUGGAAGAGUCUCAUCGAGAACUUGAGCGGUUAAAAAGAGAUUUGGAAAAUGAAAAAUUAAAAACACAGGAUGCCCAUAAAAAGUGCAGUAUGGAAUUAAGAAGAUACAAAGAAGCAUCGGAAAAAGAGAAAAACAAGUUGGCAAACGAUCUGAAAUCUAAGUGGGAGCAGCAGAAUGCUCGUGAGCUUCAACAACUAAAAGACUCAAUAAUGCGAGAAAGGGAGAUAGAAAUAAAGCAAUUAUUGCGUAGUAAAAAGGAGGAGCUAAAGGAAAUGCAUGCAUUGCUACAGAAGGAGCGUGAUGUAGCAGUGAGACAAGCCAGAGAACUUCAAAAGCAGUUGACUGAAGAGUUGCUCAACAAAGGCUAUGCAAGAAAGGCAAGCAAUACAAAGAAAAAAGAGGCCAACUUUGAGAGUGUUGAAUGCCGAUGCAAACUUCAAGAUGUCCUAUCUAAACUUCGCUGGGAAUGUGAUGGCGAACAGGCUGCUAGCAUACGACACCUAAAAAUGGAGCUACAGCUAGAAAGGAAUUUUUUCUCAAAAUAUAUUCUCGAAAAUUUCAGAAUAAACAUCUCUGCUUUACCCCAGGUCAAAACAAAGCCCUUUGAGUCUGGAGAGAGAAAAUAUGGACGCUAUUCCCUAGGAAGCCAUUCACUGAGGCCUCAACAUCAAGACCUUUUGCCAUCCAAGUUACAGUCUCCUGAUAAUACAGCACCUGUAGUUUCAGGUAUAAAGUAUCUAGAAUGGGCUUCCCCAGAAACUGACUCUACAUGUAGUUCUUUUAAAAGAGAAAGUAAGGAUGGUGAUCUAUCAAUACCAAGCAGGUUAGUCAGCUGCAGAGAUGAUUCUCCAUCAAAUAAACAAUUUGCAUCAGAGGAUGAAGUAAUUUUAUGGACUUUUCCAUAUAAUUAUUCAAAACAGUCUUUUGAGAACACUGAUGAGCAGGACCCCAGUGCCUCUAGCUGUACAUCAGGAAUAGAAGCUAAUGACUUGAGGCAGUUAGUGAAUGUGUUGAAUCAUAGCCAGCCCAAUUCUGCAACACAGAAGAGUAUUAAUACUUUGCAAGAGAGACAGAAUGAAAGAGACGGUUCCCAGUUAAAACAAGAAGACUUGCUCAGUGAACUGAAGGUUUUGGAACAACGUUGUAACACUUUAAAAGAGGAAAAUAUAUCACUGAGGAAGAACUGUUUCCCAGAGACAGAGGAGAAAGUUAAACGACUGAAAAGAAAGAACGCAGAGCUUGCAGUCAUUGCCAAACGUUUAGAGGAAAGAGCACAGAAGCUACAAGAGGCCAAUCUGAAAAUGGUUAAUACUCCUAUGCACCUUAAAGGACCAAGUCUUGAAAUAUGUAAGAAAGCUUUUGCACGUCAGCGAGCCAAAGACAUGGCUGAACAGGCUUGUGUUCUGUUGGCAAAAGACAAACAAAUUGCAUUAUUGAAACAUGAAUGUCUGGAGUUGCAAGCCAAGCUGAGUCUGGGGAAGGAGUGCUCAAGUUUGUUCAAGCUGAGUGACUUUGACCGCCUGCUGCGCGAGUCUCAAAAGGAAGUCUUGCGGCUACAGAGACAAAUAGCCAUCAAAUAUUUAAAGGAAUCUCUUCACGUCUCAAAAUCAGAUUCCCAGAGUUACAGCUCUGAUUCUGCAUUGGUUGAUCCCUGUUUUCAGUCAGACAAAGUCAAAGAGAGUCCUGACAAAACAAAAGUGGCCUCAUCAGGAGAUGGCAUCAAGGAGUUGGAAUUAAAGAAGAAGAGAAAAGAAUGCGAAAUUUUAGAACAAGAAGUGAAGAAAAAGCAGAAGAGAUGUGAAGAUUUGGAAACAAAGCUUCAUGAGGUUCAGACAGAGAAUGCUCGACUAGUGGAAGAAAACUCACAACUAAGCAGCAAAGUAAAAUGGGCAGGAAAGGUCGAAACAGAAAAUGCUGACCUGAAAGGACACUUGGCUGAGGUGACUGGGCAAAGGGAUUCUGCUCUUAAAGAGAGUCAUCAACUGCAAAGCAAACUGGAUAACCUAGAGCAAGUGCUGAAGCACAUGCGAGAUGUGGCAGAGAGAAGACAGCAGCUGGAAAAAGACCAUGAAGAUGCAUUAUUUGCUCUACAGAAAAGGCAGGAGGAAGUAAAACGUCUCAAUGAGGCUCAGGUUGAAGCCAAGAAAGAGCAUGAAGAAGCAACCAAGCUUCUAGAGCACACUUUGGACAGCUUGCAGGCAAAAGUAAAAAAUUUGGAAGAGAAGUGUCGCAGUCAGACAGAGCAGUUUAGUCUACUCUCUCAGGAGCUGGAGAGAUUCCGCCUACAAACUGGAGAUAUCGGUCUCCUCACCUCCACUCUGGUGACUACAGACUUGCCUCCUCCUCAGUGCUGCUCUACACCUGGGGUGCCUCAAGUCAAGCAAGACUUCACAGAUGAAUUCUUGUCCUGGGAAAUUAUAAGUUUGGUAGACUUUAGCGUCGGCAGCAACUUCAGUUUUGUAUACGUACAAUCGUCAUUAGAGGAUAACAUAGAACCAGUGAAUGAAGAGAAAAUUAAGACAGGUGAGUGCGAUAAGGAGAGGCCAAUACCUCAACCACUUGACUCGAGCUGUGAAAAUAGAAAAGCAGAGGCCCACAAUCAUGCAGUUGCCAAAGAAAAACAAAAGCUUGAAGCCCCACAGAGCUCAUCUAAGUCUGAAUCAGUUCACGAAAGUCCAAAGUCUUGCCCCACGCCAGAGGUGGAUACCGCAAGUGAAAUGGAGGAUUUGGAUGCUGAUAGCAUUUCAUUACAUCCAGAACCUGAAAGCCGUUUUCCUGCCAAGUUACACGUUUAUCUUGCUCGCUACAGCUACAAUCCAUUUGAUGGGCCUAAUGAAAACCCUGAAGCCGAAUUGCCUCUUACAGCUGGAGAAUACAUUUAUAUCUAUGGAGACAUGGAUGAUGAUGGAUUUUAUGAAGGAGAACUGAUGGAUGGGAGACGUGGACUUGUCCCUUCCAACUUUGUUGAACGAGUCUCAGAUGAUGAUCUAAUAGCCUUUCAGCCCACUGAGAUCAAUGAACUGUCACAGAGCUCUGGGCAGGACAUCAGCUUUUUAAGUGGAAGUAGCAAUGAGAGAAGUGAAGAUGGAAGCAGCCUUAGCCCAUUGCCAUGUGAAACGCAAGCAACCAGCGAGGGAGCGUCCGAUAUCUUAGCCGUGCCUUACCCCCGAAAGCUAGCGAUUAUCAAACAGCUAGCCCGAAGUAUUGUUGUUGGCUGGGAGCCUCCCUUGGUAACAGCAGGUACCAGAAACAUUCAGAGUUAUAAUAUUUACAUUGAUAAUGAACUUAGACAAAACGUGCAGUGCGGAGGGCAAACAAAAGCCUUGAUUGAGAAACUAGAGCUGAAAACGCGCACUUACCGCAUCUCUGUGCAAAGUGUGACAGAGGAUGGCUGCUCAGACAGAAUGCGUUGCACUCUGCUUGUAGGACAUGGAUAUUCACUUGCACCCACCCAGCUACGUGUGCGCAGCCUGUCAGCCACUUGUGCUGAGAUCACCUGGCAGCCAUGUAACAGCAACUACUCUCAUGCCUUGUAUAUGAAUGAUGAAAGGUGUGGACUGGCAAAGGCUGGGACUUACUGGUACAGCUUUAGCAGUCUUAGACCAUCUACAUUGUAUAAUGUGAAAGUCGAAGCGCAUCCUCAGAGAAUUCCCUGGGAACUGCCGCUUGAGAGACGGGAGCAAAAGGCUACAGUCAUUCAGCUGACGACCCCUUCAGCAGGUCCUCCUGAUGCUCCUCUUGAUGUUCAGGUUGAAUUGGGUCCAACACCAGGUGUUCUGCUGAUAAGCUGGUUGCCUGUGACAAUUGAUGCUGCAGGUUCAUCAAAUGGGGUGCGGGUUACCGGCUAUGCAGUGUAUGCUGAUGGGCAGAAGGUCCUGGAAGUUACCUCUCCAACUGCUGGCAGUGUGCUGGUUGGCAUGUCACAUCUGCAGCUGCUGCAGGUGUCGAAGGAGAUAUCUAUUAGAACUAUGUCCCCAAGUGGAGAAUCUGUAGAUUCAGUGCCAGCAAAGAUCCCUUCUGCCUUGCUUAAUAAUCCUGAUUGUUCAUCCUUGAUAAACCCAUUUUCUAAUAGCCUUACCAGUGAGCCAGCAAUGGAGAAGUCCUUAGAUGCUUGUUUUGAAAAAUUUCCUUCAAAGCCUCUUUCUUCGUCUUCCCCCUAUUCACCACCCGCAACACUUGAUGCAUGCACUAAAGCCAAAUUUUCAAUCCAUACGAGCUGCAGCAGAGGGAAAUCCACAGACUCACUGCCAGUACGGAUAUCUCCUCUUCUUUUGCUCUCUCCACUCAGUACUUCCUCUGGCUACUGCCAAGGAUCUUCCAGAUCUGACUGUUUGGAGCCAGUUGUUUCACAGGAUGGUACACAUGAAAAUGCACCCCCAGCUUUACCCCAGACUGCAUCUAUUGCUGUUAGUGGAAGUGUUCAGCCUUUGGACAGUGCUUCUGACAGUGUAGAAGUAUCCAAAAUUUCUUUACAAGAAAAGGAAUCCACAUUUAUUCAAGAAAGUGUGGAGCUUUCCAACACCAAAUAUUCUGAUAUGAAGGCAGUAACAAGCAGUCAGCCAAGCUCGCUUGAAAUAGGUAAAACGUGGAAUGACAGUCUGACUGAACGUAGCACAGCUUCCAAAGAAGACUGCUCAAGCCCAGAGACGGAGCAUUUGGAGGAAGAAAAUAAGAGAAGAUGUAAUCGAGAGAUCUCCAUUGAGGACUUUCUUGAAGAAGGGCCGGAGAAAACUGCAAAUAAUUAUACUAAUGAAGGCCUGGAAGAGGAGGCAUCGCUGCCAGAACCAAUUGUUUCUAAUCUGGAACACAGUCCUAGUUCCACACUUUCAGACAUCAUGGAGGAAGAAGAGGGUGAGAAUCCUGAGGAAGAAGACAGUCCUAAAAUAAACAAGAAGCGUCAGAUAGGUGCGAAGGCUCGUUGUGAGAACUUAUCAAAGUUGGACUGUUGUGAGACAGACAGUGAUGAGGAAAUUCUUGAAAGGAUGUUAGCUCUCCCCUUACAGAAACACUGCAGCAAGAAACUUUUUAGCAUUCCUGAAGUUACCGAGGAAGAAGAUGAAGAAGAGGUGUAUUAUAAAGCACCUCUGGCAAAGACCACAAUGCACUCAAAUGACCUGACUUCUGAGCACUGUGGAAAAGGGAGUCUCUUAAACAACAAAUCCUCAUGUGUCUUGGAAGACUGUGCCUUGGAAAACAGUGCAUUACUAAGUCAGGAUUGGGAUCUGAAACCAAAUGUACUCAUAUCUCAGCAUCAGCAUGAGAACACAAAGACCCCUCUCUUUGGAAGUUCAACGUGUAACCCAAAGCGAAGCUACUGUUGGACUGACAGGGCUAACUCUUGCCCUGAAUCAAAUAGAAAGAGGCAGGGUGAUGCGCGGGAACAAUGUAGCCGUAUGGUUGCAAAUUCCAGCCAGACUGUAUUUUUCAAUCCACGUAGCCACAACCAGAAAGAGCAGGGAUUACAUACUGCUGCUAAAAAUACUCCCCAGGUUAACCAAAAAAAUGGCAAAAGCAAUCCCCAGAAAUGCUUUCAAAGUCCACAGUAUUCUGAUUAUUCAGACGUAAAUAUAAAAAGGGCAUCCAGUUAUGGUAGCCCAGGGGGCUUGGAAAUUGACAUUGAAUAUGAUACAGAGGAUGAAGAGGACUUGUCCAGUUUAAAAUGUUCAAACCAUAGCAGGCCAAACAUUUGGGAGGAUAGUUCCCAAACAGAGAGAGAUGGCUGGAGUGACUGUUCUAGCCAGUCUGAGCCAAUCAGGCAUACUAAAAAAAGAAGGGCAUUAAAAAAGCAGGUCAAUGUACAAGAUAAUAGUGCAGAGAUAACGCUUGGCCACAACAUUCAGGGGUCAAGGCAAGGCAGCAGGAAUGACGAUCUGUCUAGCAGACUUGGAAGCAAUACCAUUGUACAUACAUCUGGACGGGACGGUGCUGGAAAGGAUGGCUGGAACGGAAACACUCCAUCAUCCCUCCCAGACUAUCAAGAGGCUCCAUCACCAGGCAAGGCAACUGGGACAAGUCAGCUGACAUCUGGAUCUGAGUCAGAAGCUGCAUAUUAUAUUUCACCAGAAUAUCAUCAAGAAGUCAUUCCACAUAAAGAGCAAAGCCCCUUAAAACCACAAAAGCUGGAAACAGCAAGGAUAUUUGUUGCCCUUUUUGACUAUGACCCAGUUAUCAUGUCACCCAACCCCGAUGCAUAUGAAGAAGAGGUACCAUUUAAAGAGGGACAAAUUUUACAGAUUUUUGGAGAUAAAGAUGCGGAUGGGUUUUACCAUGGAGAAUGUGCUGGGAAAACAGGAUACAUUCCUUGUAACAUGGUUUCUGAGUUACACAUUCAAAAUGAGGACAUGGGAGCGGAACUACUGAAACGGGGUUGGGUAACAUCACCCACCAUACUGAAUGAUUUGGUGGACAUUGUGCCUGUUCCAGAUGUGACAGAUGUACCAGAAAAGAGCAGAAAAAUACAGCAUGAUCUGAGUGUUCCCAAAAAAAUGGUGGCAAUAUUUGAUUAUAACCCCAGAGAAAAUUCUCCAAACAUGGAUGUUGAGGCAGAACUGAACUUCACUGCAGGAGAUCUCAUAACUGUGUUUGGGCCAAUGGACGAGGAUGGCUUUUAUUAUGGGGAGCUAAAUGGGUUAAGAGGACUUGUACCUUCCAAUUUUUUGGAAAGUGCCCAGCCACAAGUAGAAGAAUCAGAUGCACAGAUGGCUCUUCAUGCAAGAGACAAUACUGAGAGGUUGAGAAGAAGAUCCAAGUGAUUUAUUUAAAAUGAGAAAGUCAGAGCCAGCCAUGUACAUUAAGGGUUGCAGCACCCGUUGACCCUCCAGAUUCCCCCACUGAAGAUCCCAUUUCUUGUGGACAAGCCGCUAAUUCCAAGCUGAUGUCUGAGAGACAGCACCCAUAUCAAGGCUUUGCAUCCAACAAAAAGAAGAAAAGUUUAUUCUCCAAAGGACGAAAACUGUUUAAAAAGCUAGGAUCUUCUGGCAAGAGCUUGUAGAUAUCCCAUAGGCAUCUAUCCAUCCAGCAAUAAUAUUUGUAGAAGGAGGCAAUUAAGAGCUUUUAUUUAUUGCAGUCCCCCUGCUGGCAUAGAUAGGUAUUGCCAUUUGUAAAUAGUAUUAUUUAUUGUUACAGUAAAAGGUUUCUUGGUGUCUGUGACAGCAAGAGGUAAUAAAGAAUGUAAAGUAUAUGGUGGUGUCUGGAUAUAGGAUGAUGACUGGAAAAAAAAUGAUUUGAAGCACUAAAGAAUUAUAUGAUAUACCACAGGGAUUUUAAAGCCUGCUCCAUGGCUUGGCACUUGUGCACUAGGUAUAUGACAAUGCCUUCUAGAACAACACGGAAUGUUUGCACUAUAUCUUCCCCCUGACUGGACUCCAAGCUUGAGUGCUAAGCAGUCUGGAACCAUUCUGCCCGAGCACUGAGUCAUAACAAGGGGGAGAGCAAAAGGCCAAAGUAGCGACCUUGGCAAGAGUAUGAUAAUAGCGCUUAUCCCUUCUUAGGAAUAAUAAUAACAGCAGAUUUUUAUGUUGGGUGCAUGUUGGUAAAAAUGUUCAUUUGCCUUAUUUUUAUCUUCUUAAAUAUUUUAAUUGUUUACAAUGUUGUAACUGCUGUGGGAAAAGAAGCAAGGUGUUGGGCUUGGCGCAGUAGGGAUCAGUAGUAGGGAAGUUUGGAGUCGAUUCUAUUCCUUUGUCGCUGACAAUUCUACAUCAGAGCCAUUACAAUGUAUAAAUGUAACCAGCAUUUUGUACCAUGUGGCCAGCAUUCAAUGCUUUCUGUGCUCAUACUAUUUAUUUUGCAUGUUUCAUAAAAGAAAAAAAAACUGAAUUUGUUAGGAAGUGUUUGAAACACAAAGUGACGCCCGUUGGUGUUGCAACAUGCCCAUUGUUUACAAUUCAAAUACAUUUUAUUAUAAUAAAGUAUAUUUUCACAGUUC
Molecule: messenger RNA, 8204 nt
Organism: Xenopus tropicalis (tropical clawed frog)
Lineage: Eukaryota; Metazoa; Chordata; Amphibia; Anura; Pipidae
Gene: tspoap1
Product: TSPO associated protein 1
Exons: 32
Coding region: 220-7032 (2270 amino acids)
Cellular component (GO): synapse; cytoplasm; plasma membrane
Source: RefSeq, a predicted model, not a curated record